This is a messenger RNA of Aspergillus fijiensis CBS 313.89, 1516 nucleotides long. RefSeq lists its product as uncharacterized. Bases 94 to 1281 code for a protein of 395 amino acids. Lineage: Eukaryota; Fungi; Ascomycota; Eurotiomycetes; Eurotiales; Aspergillaceae. The transcript has 3 exons. The record is from RefSeq and is a predicted model, not a curated record.
CUGGAGAGAUCCUUGCUUUCGAUAUUUAAAGGGAGGAAUGUAUGUUUUCGAUGUACACACAGAGCCUGUCGAGACAGCUUUUGUUGUGAAAGCAUGGCUCUCACAAAAGUCCCACGUCGUUACUUCCCAUGCAGAUAUCGAUAUUUGAUAACUCUCUUCGCCUCUUCAUUGGCCGUCGUUUGUUUAUAUAAUCUCUUCUACUGCUUCAAUGGUGAUACCGAGAUCGAUGGGCCUGCUCUAGUUCGUUUUGAUCCGAAUACGUCUGAGGUGGCCAGGAAUGGAAGCUUAGGGGUUUUUCGUAUCGCAAUCCCCCAAUAUUUCCCCAAGGCUAACAGAAGGCAGUUCGAGCGUGUCAUCGUAAUCGGUACACUUCGCAAUCCUGACGAGCAGGAAGCAAUCUCCCGGGGUUCGUUGAUGACGGGGUUUCAUCUUCAUUUUGAAUCCACGAAGACGCCGGCGGAAGAACGUGACAAUGCCGGAAAAUUCUCGAAAGGAAGCGAAGCAGACACCGGGGCUUUCCACAUGCACCUCAACGCUAUUAAAGGAGUGGUGGCAGAAAGCUUUGCAAGUGCACUGAUUAUGGAGAAAACCGUCGACUGGGAUGUCAACCUCAAAAUGCAAUUAAAAGGGCUCGCAUCGGGCAUGAGAUUGAUGCAGGAAAGCAACGCAUCCGCGGCACUGCCGUAUGGGGAUCGCUGGGACCUCCUCUGGCUGGGACAUUGUGGAAUGAGAUGUGCGGCCGCUUCCAGUUUCCUUUUGGCACCGCAUGAUAUAACAGCAGUUCCAAGUCGACAUCUGAUGUCAUACCGCAGGGAGCCCCCUGCAGGCGUCAAGAAUCAUAUGCGCCUGGCUUGUCAAAUCGAAGAGGCCGUGGGUAGUGUAGCGUACGCUGUCACAAACGAAGGGGCACAAAAGCUUCUCACCGCUCUCCUAGAGGUCGCCCCCAAGCAAGAGAAACGGUUCGAUGUGGUGGCCAGUCGACUGUGUCAGACCGAAGUCUUGAGCUGCUUCUCUACUUACCCUGCUAUCAUGGGUAGAAGAAGCGUCGACUGUGAAAAAGGACAGAAGGACUCGAACGCUGUUGAUUUGAAUGAAGACUGUCCAUCUGGAGUUAUGUUCAGUACUCUCGAUAACUUGGACAGCUUAUCAAACAGCACAUCAAAAGUGAAGUCUGCUUAUCAAGAUGCAGUGAUCAAAGAAAUUGACCCGGCUCAAUUCGAGGUGCCGCAUACGAUGUUCAAAUGGCGAGAUGACCGAGGAGAACACGAAAUAAGUCUAUGAGCUUGAGUGAGGGGUCUGAUCAGUCGGCCUAUUUGGAUGGUUUCAACAGGCCCUUGUACCGAGGCUCGAUUGUCAGGUCCGUAUGGUCAAAUUCACGAGAAGGUAUAAAACAAACGCAGAUAUCUCACACGCUCAAUUUCUUCAGAUGGAAAGCUUAUCGCUGCAGUGCGACCCAGGCAAAUAAAUGAUCUCAUCCAAGGCCGAAGUUGAUGCCAAGGAGAACUUACCCAUCCGA